AUGGAGCCAUUACCAUCUGUUAACAAAGCAUAUUCUAUGCUACAGAAGGUAGAGAAACAGAAAGCAGUCCAGAUGACAUUUACUAAUAAUAAUGAGAGCACAACCUUAUUUGCAAAGCCUCAGGGAAAUCUGAACUACAAGAAAGAUGCACGAAAGCCAGGGGAAGGGAGAGAAAGUUACAAGAAGUCUGAUUUUAGCAAAAAAGAAAAGGAAAUCCAAUUUUGUGAUCAUUGCAACAGGAAUGGACACACAAGGGAGACUUGCUUCAAAAUACAUGGCUAUCCUGAUUGGUAUAAAACCUUGAAGGAUCAGAGAGCAGCUAAGAGAGCUAAUGCCGCCAAUUCUACUGAGUCAACACUUGAUUUGCUAGCUGACAAGACUGAGAAAGAUACAGAACAACUAUCCAGCUUCAUUCAACAAGAACUUGCAAAGCUGCUCAAAGGGAAGAUGAUUGUCAACAGUAACCAUGCUAGCCUUGCUMAUUAUGAAGAUUAUGCAGGUAUAAAUUUUGCUCUUACUUUUGCUUUGAACACACUUGAUUUAUAUGGACAUGGGGUUUGGAUUGUUGAUACAGGUGCCUCAAAUCAUAUGUGCAAUGGUAUUACCCUUUUUACAGAACCUAAAACGCCUUUACACAAAACUCCAGUUUACCUACCUGAUGGAACCACAAAACUAAACCUGAGGACUGAGAAGAAGAUAGUUGUUGGCAGAUUGAUAGGAACCUUGUAUGUGCUUGAUAAGUCUAGUUUUUCCAUUGAAACACCUCAUUUCUGUAAUAAAGCUAAUGCACAUGUUGUGCCAAAGCUGAAUACUCCUUGUAUUGAUUCUGUUUCACAAAAUAAUAAAGCAGUGUCUUCAUUGUUCCUUUGGCAUAAAAGAUUGGGUCAUGCUUCUUGGAAAACACCUUAUGAGCUUUUGUAUAACACUCUUCCAAACUAUGACAAUUUAAAAUGUUUUGGUUAUUUGUGUUUUACAACCAAUACAAGACCUCACAAAGACAAACUUGAUUCAAGAGCCCUUAAAUGCAUUUUCAUUGGCUUUGAACCUGGACAAAAGGCUUAUAAGCUGUAUGAUCUUUCUACUCAUCAAAUUUUUACAUCUAGAGAUGUAAUCUUUCAUGAAACAACUUUUCCAUUUGUUGAUUCUAAUCCUAAACCUCUUGAUGUUCCAUUGCAUUUACCAUUUGAUGAUCCUAUUUCUUAUAUUGAAAAUUGCACUCCAGAUCCUAUUCCUUCUAAUGAUCCUAUUCCUUUUACUGACCCUUCCACUGCAUUACAAGAUGACAUUCAGCCUAACCUAGAGAGUCAACCUUUAGAACAUGAAAUCCAGACACAACCUGAUUUUUUACCUGCAUCAUCCUCCAUUCCUAAAAGACAAAAUCAAAACCUGCUUGGUUGA
Nelumbo nucifera (sacred lotus) is the source of this 1398-nucleotide messenger RNA. The record is from RefSeq and is a predicted model, not a curated record. NCBI's taxonomy places the organism in Eukaryota, Viridiplantae, Streptophyta, Magnoliopsida, Proteales, Nelumbonaceae.